CCCAGGUGAGCCGCGCGUGAGCGACCCCUUCUUCCGGCGCCCGCCAGCUUCCUCUCCGUUCGGGAUCCGUUUCCCCUCCGGAGCCGGGGCCGCGGCGAGCGCUCAGGAUAUAUUUGUGCCAUUAUGGAUCGGUUUGAUGAUAUAUCAGAAGGUGAAGUGGACCAUUCUUUCUUUGACAGUGACUUUGAAGAAGCAGAUAAAAGUGAAAAUAACUCAUUUUUUGACAAGCAAAAUGAUAACCCUAAAGAGAAAAUAGACAAAGAUAUGGUAAAUGUAAACUCGAAAUUUGGAAUGCAAAGAAAAGAAAAUGAUCUUAUUGAGAAAGAAAAAGAUCUUACUGAGAAAGAAAAUGAUCUUACUGAAAAAGAAAAUGAAAAAGAAGAGAAAAUUCCUCCAGAAGAACACUGUAUAGAAAAUGGUAAUACACAAACCACAAAUUCUUUAUCAUUAACCACUUCUUCGAGAUCAAAAAAACCGUGUGAUGCUACAACAGGACAUAAAAUACACUUGACCAUUCCAAAUAGAAUUCCCAAAAUUGUAAAAGAAAGUGAAGAUGACUACUAUACAGAUGGAGAGGAAAGCAGUGAUGAUGGGAAAAAACAUGCCAGGUCCAAGUCAGCUAAACCAUCUAGUAACAAAAAAGGCAUAAGUAAAAAGUAUUCCAAAAGUAGUUCCUUUUCCUCUUUGUCCUCAUCUUCAAGUUCAGAUGCAGAUAGUUCAGAUGCAGAAUCUGAUAAUUGUACACCUGAUUCAUCCCCUUCAUUAAAGAAACAUCUCUCUGAUAUAAACCACUUGUCACCAAAACAGAAAUAUAAACUAGGAAUAAAAUCAGCAGGAACACAGCCUUCAAGUACUAAACCAAAAGUCAAUGACUACACUGAAGAAUCUGAAGAUACUGUGACAGAUGUCACUCCUUUAUCAACCCCAGACAUCAGCCCUGUCCAGUCUUUUGAACUGGGUGCAUCAAACGAUCAAAAAGUUAAAGUUAAAAGGCAAGAAAACGUGAGUCAAGAAGUGUAUGGAAAUGUUGAGGAUUUAAAAAAUAAUUUGAAAUCGGCCAAAAAAGGGAAAGAAAAACAUGGGUUCGAUCUAACCUCGAAAUCUUCAGUGUUAGAUUCCAAUUUAGACCACAGAUACAAACAAAAAGCCUUACAUGACACAAUGGAUCUGAAUAAUCUCUUGAAAGCUUUUCUGGAACUGGAGAAAAAAGGACCACAGAAACAUCACUUAGAUCAGCCUUCAGCAGCACCUAGAAGAAACUACUCUUUCACAAGAGAGGAGGUGAGACAGAUUGAUCGGGAAAAUCAGAGGCUUUUGAAAGAGCUAUCAAGACAGGCUGAAAAACCAGCAAGCAAAAAUACAGUUCCCAGAAAAUUGAUGAGUCAACCCCCUAAGUUAUAUCACAGUGCUGUCAACAGACAGAGAGAACAGCAAAGGAUUGAAAGAGAAAAUUUGGCUUUAUUGAAGAGGCUUGAAGCUGUGAAACCAACAGUUGGCAUGAAACGCUCAGAACAACUGAUGGACUAUCAUCGCAAUAUGGGUUAUCUCAGCUCAUCACCAUCCUUAAGACGAGUGAGGUCAACUCUUGGCCAAUACAGCCCAUUAAGAGGAGCAUCCAGGACAUCUAGUGCUACCAGUGGUCUCAGUUGUAAGAGUGAGGGAGCAGUUUUUGACACAUCCAGUGGCCUGUCGCUAAGACCUAAGCCCCCUAAUGUUCGUACAGCUUGGUUAUAAAAAAACUUACUUUAAACGUUGUUCAUCUGAUUCUUAUUGAAGUGCUUUUAUAUAUUACUAUAAUUCUCUGUGUAAACAUCUAUUAAUUACUGUUUUAAGCAUUUUAAGUUGUACAAACAGUAAGGUGUAAUUUAUUGUACUUCAAUGCAAAAUUGUUUUUGAGAAAGACAAUUUAAUGUAAAGUCGGUGUUUUCUAUAAGGAUGUAUUUAUGAGAUGUAUAUGUAUUUAAUAGAGAAAUGCAUGUAUAUUUUCUCAGCAUAGAGAUUGAUUCCACUGUCAUGCUGACACAACAGUUAUGAUAGUAUUACUGCACAUUGGUUCUGAGAUGGUAACUAUAUACAUCUCAUUUUAUUGUAUUUUCAUUUCUUACAAGCUUUAAACCAUGAGGAUUACUCCUAAAUUUGACUAGCUUUGUUUUCUGUUUGCUUCAGCGUUUAGGUGGUAUGACCCAUAACUUGAUCGUAACACUUUCUUAUUAAUGAAACAAAUCUUGAAACUUGUUUUCAUUAGUGGAGCUAAUUUAUUAGGGCAAUGUUUAUGAUUUUCUAGUGGUAUUUACUACCUCUGCGUAAGUGUGCAGAGUUAGAUUGUAAAAUGUCAUCGACCGUUUCAAACCAUUUCAAACUGAGUAUUAGAAAGGUCCACUUAGAAGCUCCUCUUUCAUGGUUUUAUACAUUCAGGUAAAGUACUAUUAAUGAUUCUGAGAAAUGAGGUAGGCCUUAGAGCUACAGGCUACUUGCAUUAUGAAUAGCUUAUCCAAGGACCGGAUCAUCAAAGGAAAAACAAGUAUUUUUUGAAUCAGCAAAAUAGCGCUACCAGUUUGACGAUCCAAGAAGCAGAUUCUGAGUUGUGUCAGAACAGUGUUUUAAGUAAUACUGUUAACAAGCUGUGUUAUAUUUAGUAUUUAUUGUAUUACGACAGAAGAUAAACAAGAAAGAAAUGUAUGUCUCACAGCUUGAAAAAUUCCAGCUAGUGUUUUUAAGGGCUGAAAAAGAAAGCUAAAAUAUAAAUGAUAGAGGGGAGAGAAAAAUCACAUUUGUGGAGGCUACUUUAAAUGUCUGCUAAUUUUCUUGUUUUGUUUCAAUCUGUAGGCUCUUACAGUAUAUCUCAGUGUCUACUGUUCUAGUUUAUCACUGGUUUUCAUUACUAGCCUUUUUAGUAUAUCCUUAGAAUGUUUGGAAAGUUUCCAUAUUAAAUGCCAAACCUUUCUUUUUUAAUAUUAAUUUUUGAUCUUUAGCCACAAUAAGAAUAUUUGUAUUUUUCUGGGUUAACUCAAGCUCUGUAGUAUAUAUGCAGAAAGCCAAACUUCAUUUUACUAAACGUCAAUUCAGAAUUUUUUGGUGUUAGUUUGUGUUAGAUUCUGUUUAGGGCAGGGCAUGGUGAAGUGAGGGGACAAUAAGGCUAAAUUAUUGCAUGUGAACACAGCCUGACUGUGAGAUUGUUCUGCUUCUUUCUUUGGGCUAUAAUGUUCAUUCAUUGUUAUUUGAUGCUCUGUGAACAGGUUUUUGCAUCAUUUUGUGUUAGCUAUACUAAUGCAAGAUUUUAUUUUUUAACUUAUUGUACCUUUAAUGUUUGUACAACACCCUGUCUUUAAUGAGAGAGAAGCUAACACUGAAUUUAAAAUUCAGCAUUUAAACAUCUGUCCAGUAGUGAUUAGCCAAUAUUUUUACAUUGAUUUUUAAGUUGUUAGGGAAAAAAUAUAUGUCAAACCUUUUAUCCAUAAUGGCAUUAGUCUCUGAGAACAUUUUAUAUUGUCUUUGCCAUAUGUCAGGUACACACAUAAUUUCAUAGAUAAAGCUGUACUUUGAUUUUAGAUACUAAAUUAAUGUCUGUAGUUUUUACUGCUUUAACAAGGGAGGUAUAUCUACGUAUUACCAACAACAGGGAUUCAACUUGAAGUAAAAGUCAGGAAGAAGAACAACAUUUGUUUUUCCAAAGCAGAAUUUACAAUUCUGCUGUCACGAUUACUUCUAUAUGAUAAGUGUAAACAGAAAACUAAGAAUUGAAAAAUGUGAUAAUUCUCUCAAGGUACUUUGAAGUUAUGGUUUAAGGGGCAUUUUUAUGAGGGGCUCCUAAUUAUACUGGUGAUUUUCAAGAACAUAAAAAGUGAAAAAUCAUCUAGCACUACUUUAUAUUUGGCUCACUUGUACUUUUCUGUAUAUACUUUAAAGACUUACUUCUGAAACUGAAAUUAUACUAAUCCAAGGUCUAAAUUAUUAGGCAAGAUUCUUAUUGAGGGUUAUUUGCAUAUCUGUCAAAUGGUAAAUGAAUAUUGCCUCCUUUUCAAUAAGAUUCUGUGAAAGAUUUUAAACUAUUAAAAUUAUUUCCUAUGGGAUUGCUAUUAUCUUGGCUUCCCCUUCUUCCCUUUUUCACUCUCCAUAAAAAGCUGUUUUCUUAGCUACUACUCCAAAUAAAAUUUUCUGGCUUGCUUAUAAAUAUGGUGUAAUGCAGUUGUUUUCAACCCAUUAACCUAAAUGUCCAGAAUGGGUAUGUAGACAACUUUAAAAAGAGGUCAUUGUGAUGGUAAUGAUUGUGUGCAUCUCAUCUUUAAACUCAAGUACUGCACACUGUGAGAAGUAUUAUGACCAAUAUAAUGUUAGAGAUACAAGUUUAAUUUAUUACAUUUUGAUCAUUAAAUUCAUAAAAUGUUUAAUGUCUUAAAUGCCAAAGUCUUUACCUAUAAAUGAUUGUAUACCAUCCUAGAAAAUGUGCUUAAUGCUAAUGACUAUUUUAUUUCCAUGAAUAAAGAUUAGUAAGAAACUGAAAGAUCAAUAUCCUUUUAAAAUUUUUCAGUCCAUGUG
Messenger RNA from Molossus molossus (Pallas's mastiff bat), 4536 nucleotides. RefSeq names its product cilia and flagella associated protein 97 (gene CFAP97). Lineage: Eukaryota; Metazoa; Chordata; Mammalia; Chiroptera; Molossidae. The transcript has 5 exons. The record is from RefSeq and is a predicted model, not a curated record. The coding region runs from base 124 to 1734 and encodes 536 amino acids. Gene Ontology annotation, biological process: spermatogenesis.